Messenger RNA from Folsomia candida, 2128 nucleotides. RefSeq lists its product as uncharacterized. Bases 1416 to 2087 code for a protein of 223 amino acids. NCBI's taxonomy places the organism in Eukaryota, Metazoa, Arthropoda, Collembola, Entomobryomorpha, Isotomidae. The record is from RefSeq and is a predicted model, not a curated record. The transcript is spliced from 5 exons.
AGCCACAUAUUUCACUACUACCCGUGUCAUCAUAACGAAAAUCCUGUGCAACCUUUCUUUGUUGACGAAAUGAGACAAGAGACCGACCAAGCCACCAACUAAUUUGCAAUUUGUAACUUAUUGUCAUUUCACGAACAAUGUGACUGAUUUAUUUCACUUCUGUUUAAAGACGACCCGGACCGAUUAACAGCCAUAAAUACUUCACCCCUUGCCCUCUCCAACGCCCAUUUUUAACUCAACUUCAUUCUCGGCACGUCUCACUCACUCAUUCAUUUGCACUUCAAAAUAUUUUUGCACAAUAGAAAAUUUGAAAAAAAGAAAUGGAUUUGAAAACUUUUUUCCUCAUAAUUUCCACCCUAAUUUCUUCCUCUUCCUGUAACGCUGAUCAGAAUAUUAAUAUUACCACGGAACAAAUUGUCCCAAUAACGACGACGGCACAAAGUAAUAUUGUUACGACAGAGAAAGUGUACCCACCUGUGAAAAAUAGUACUACGAAAAUCCUCCGAAAUCCGAAAUUCGGAUUUAAUCUGCCCGGAAAUAUACAAAUUCCUGGUUUAACCGAUAUAACUACGACGCCAUAUCCAAACUAUGCGAACGAUAUUAGCAAUCAGCAAGGAAAUCUUGGCAGCGAUCCGACCAGACUUGUUGACCCUGGUGGUGUCGGUAUUGCGUCGACUAUCGCGUUGGUCAAGGGUGGUGUCCUUGGAGGAUUAACGGCUCUAAAGGCGGCCGUCCUGCCGCCACUCUUUAUCGGAGCGGUUAUCGUAUUUUUGGUCGCUGGGGCUGCCUUUUUUGCUUGUAAUGUCGUCAAUUGUAGAGGAUUCUUGGGCAAUUUUGGAGGAUUGGGGUCCACAUUCGGGGGUGGGGGGUCGUCACCUUUUUCCAGCUUGUUAAGUCGAAACGAAUUUGACUCUUCGCCCUCCUACUACGGGGGCAGCCCUUCGUCCUCCCUUGACCCUUACAACUACUACGAAAACCAGGUCCAACCCGUCUACCAAGCUUUGGACGAAGGAUACAAAAAAUACGACGGAAGUAAAAAAUCAAUUGAUAAACAAUAAUAAUAAAAACACUAAUUUUUUAAAAAACUGAAACCAUUAUUUCCUAAUUGAUUUUUCUCAGUCGGUUUGUUUAUCUAUUUGGUGAAAGGCAGUAAAAUAUGAUCACUUCGUGCUAAACUUGUUCCAUGGUGGAUCCAUUUUAUCACGUUAUUUUCAUUACUUUACUCGAUCGUAAAAAUGCGAAAUGUAAUGCAUCCAAAAUUAGGAUAUACCUACGCAUCUUAGAAAUAUAUAUAUUUUUAUUGACACCAAAGUAGAUUUCUAGUUCAGUAGGUGGAACGUAACGUCGGAGUGAAAUCUGUUCGGAUUUGCCAGUCAGGAAAAAAAUUGAAGUAUUCAAAUUCCAUCUUCUUCGAGAUGAUGAUGAUCUGCAGAUUUUUGCACAUAAUUUUUCUAAUCUCUUCGCUAAAACCGGGGUCAUCCUUAAGCUCCAGAAAUUCGUCAAACAGCAAAGUUUGGAAGGCUCCCAAAGUGACCGAUAAUUUGGUCACGUUACAAAGUUUUCUGGAUAAAGUGACCCGAAUUGGGACGUCAUCACCAGCACCAGUACCACCACCCGACGCCCUGGCCCGAUACGCGUUCACGUACCAUUUUCUAAAACCAAACGAUACGAUUAGCAUCACUUCCACGGCCGCGACGACGACGACGGCAACGACGACACAAUCGUCAGGAGGAAAUUCGACCAUGGCGGCCAGCGCGAUUCAAGACGUCAUGUCUCAAAUUCAAGACCCUUUUAAGCACGGCGUGACCUCUGCCCUGCUUGCGGGCUUGUACAUCCUCGCCCUCGUCUCCCUCACCGUCUUCGCCACGACGGGCACGAUCGCCUUCGUCUGCUCGUUCGUGGACUGUCGGAACUUUUUCCUGGGGAUGAAACCAGACUCGUCGAUGCCGAGAAGGAUGCGGUCAAACGAGGUCAUCGGAGGUCAAAGUGUACUAUUUGGGGGGACACCGAUCAGAUUUUGGGAUGAAGGAUGGCCUGAAAUGGUGCAAUUUUUCGAUAAGUUGCAACCUUAUCAUCAUCAUACUUAAUUAUAAUUGCUGAAAUUAAUUAGCAAAAAAUAUGAAUAAAU